UAAACUGUGCGCUGUCUGUUGUCGUGAACGGUGAAGUGAAGUUUGGAGCACAUCGAACUUUGUUUUCUCUGGACUGGAAAGUUUUCCUUGAUAGCUGUGCUAAAGAGAAAUUGGUGCAAUUCGUGUGUUAUUGAAUUUUCCAUGAACCUACGGGAACAUACGGUGGUUUUGUUUAGAUCAAGUGGUUAAUCAAUAUGCAAUUGAAAUCGACGAUGUUCAAGAAACAUGUGUUUAUGUGGCACGCAUAAUAUUGUUUUUCUCUACAAAUGCUUAAACAUGGCUACUAUUCAGUAAUUUUCAAUUAAAAGUGAUGCCGGGCCUACGAAAAAGCCAGACGUUUGUUGGGAUUAAGAUGUUUCUUCGCCGCCCAGGACAAGUGCGCUCAUUUCGCGGCGGAACGACAUGAGCAUAUUUGGUUGUUUAUUUCCGUGUGCCCCUCAGCCCGGCUGGAGAGAAGGCUUAGAGAGUGAGCGCUGCAUGUCAGAGCGAAUGGGGGCCAGUGCGUCGGCAUCGCAAGGAGCCGAAGGGGCUGCAGGAUUGGAUUUGAGUCAGAAUUUACCAGGUUUUGAGCCACCCGCUCCCCGUGAAAAAAAGAAACGUGUUACUGGAUUUGCAACUCUUAAAAAGAAAUUUAUCCGCAGGCGCAGGUCUUCGAAAGCUUGCGACCAUGGCAGAAUAUUACGUGAGCUAGUAUCUGAUUGGAGUCCUGUCGAAGUUGCAGCUCUUCUUGAGGAAUAUGAUGCUCUCCAAGCACUUAAAGAUCUCUGUGUACAAGCUGAACUCGCUAGACCACCUGCCGCUACAUUUAAGCAAGACUUAUCAUCACUUUAUGAUUUUAAAUAUUGUACUGACGCAGAUUUAGUAUAUCGGGGAGCUUGCUUUCCGAUUCAUAGAGCUCUGGUUUCGGCCAGGUGCCCUUAUUUUAGAGACUUAUUAGCUGGUUGUCCUGGAUAUGGUGCGCGGAUCUGUUUGGAUCUCCGUUCACCUUCUGUUGAUGUGCAGUUGUUUUCAGCCUUGCUUAGAUACUUAUAUACUGGUGAUAUUUGCCAUCAUAAUGGCAGCAUAGACUUGAAUCUCCUCAGAAGACUGCGGGAAGAAUUUGGUUCUCCCAAUCCCUUAGAAGACGAUUUGCGAUACCUUUUAGAUUCCGGUGACCACGCUGACGCAGCCCUGGUCUUCACUGAAGGCGCGGACGGACUUUUAGGGCCCAGGCCAGACUCAGCUGGAUCAGAAUAUGGAUUCAGACCUCGAUUGGAACUUCCAUGUCAUAGAGCUGUGUUGGCUGCUCGGUCGCCUUUCUUUAGAUCACUCUUAGCGCGGCGGGCACGGAUUCAGGAAGAAAGGCAACCAACGCGGAUUGUAUUAGAUGAAGGCGUCAUCCCCAAAAGAUAUGCCAGAGUUUUACUUCAUGCCGUUUAUCUGGAUCAGGUUGACUUGAAUCUAAUUUCCCGCGGAGGUUGUGGCGGGGGAUUGGGAGAAGCGCAAGCUCUGGCACACACAGGAAGAGCCAGGCCUUCACCCUUAGAAGAAGCUAUGGAAUUGUAUCAAAUAGGACGGUUUUUAGAACUGGAUAUAUUAGCUCAAGGUUGUGAGGACUUGAUAUUAGAAGCAUUGUCACUAGAUACUCUACCGUCAGUAUUGCAGUGGUCGCGCCAGCCUUAUGGAUCUGCUUGGGUUCAUAGACAGGCAUUACAUUUUUUACGAGAGGAAUUCCAGCCGGUUGCUCAAUCCCCUGUGCUGCACCAACUAGACAAAGAACAUAUAAUAGAAGUGUUGAAAAGUCCGUUCCUGCAAGCAAGUGAGCUUGAAGUUCUACAAGCUGUUUUGAAAUGGGGGGAACACGAACUAAUCCGCAGAAUGGAAGAUAGAGGAAUGUUUUCAGAGCCUAAUGUAGUUAGUCACACAGCUCAUUCUGUGACAAGGAAAGGGGUCAAGAAAAGAGACUUAAGUGACAUCGAGUUGAGAGAAAUCUUAUCAGAUUUGCUGCCCUGGGUUCGUAUGGAUCAUGUGCUGCCACCAAAUAGCGAAGUACUUCUUCAAGCCAUUCGGCGUGGCCUAGUAAGUACUCCUCCUAGUCAUAUGAUUGGCGGAGAACGUGAAAACUUACGUGUUAAUGCGUGGAUUCGCGGUUCUAAAAUGAACGGGCUAUUUGUUCAACCCCGAUUGUUUAUUCCUUACUACGACGAGUUAAAGGUACUGGUUGAAGAUCAGUUGGUACAAGAAGCAGAAAUAUUGCGUGGAAGGCGUGCUCGUUGUGGUCCGGAUCCCGAUAUUUCGUAUAUGACUGAUAUUCGAGGUGGCCCGUCUGGAGUGGAUGUUUUAUCUAGUGCUCCUCCAGUGCCUGAUGCUGCCGCAUUAAAUACUAUGCUAAAACGUGAGCAAAAGUUACGUCAGGCACCCGGGUGCCAACUGGCGUUGAGUAUGCCUCUCGGUUCUCGAGCUGAGAUUGGUCGGCAGAUUCGUUUGCGAGUGGUACGCGAAUUCAACCUACCUGAUAAUGUGGCGGAAGCAUUGGAAGCCUACCGCAUUGGUACACUUACUGAAGAAAACUCGACUGCAGGCCGCCGCAGCCCCGCUAGGCGCCGGCUUGUCACUCCGCCGAGGCGCCUUGCAGAGCCGCCUGAUGGUCGCUUACCUGACGUGGCCAUGGCUCCGUCCACUUUGGGACCCCCACCAGCGCCUUCCGAAUUACGCUUAGACUUAGGUGAUGGGCCACCCCCUCGUGCUACCCUUCGUGCAGCUUAUCGGUUAUGUCCUCCAGGACCGCCAUUUGCCCCCCCUGCGCCUGUACCUCGUUUUUUAUAGAACCCAUUCAUUAUACUUGCAGUUUCUCUUCGUGUUUCUUCAAAUAUUGGCGUCAAAUGUUCAAAUAAAUCAAAAUUGUCUUAUAGUUGAGUGGAAGUGCGGAUGUCUUGCAGACAAAAAACUGUACAUUUCUUCCAAUUAUUUAUGUUAAAUGCUUACCUCUCUUCGACCUUAUGUUCUGUAUAUAUCUCAAGCAUACUAUUGUUUGUUAUAGUAAAUCUGUGAUUCUCGAAAAAGUCAUAAUUAUAAUUGGCAUAUUUAUGUCUCUGAUUAUAUGUUGUUAUUCCAUCUUAAGGAUUUGUAUUGUGUGUGGACCAAGAAUUUGCUAAAAUGUAGCCUAAAUUAUACUAAAAAUUGUUUAUUUGUCCAGUUUAAUCUCUUAAAUUGUAUGUCAAGGUUUAUGCAGCUGUUAUAGUACUUAAUAUUGUUACUUAAACAUGUUGUCACUAUGUUAGGCUCCAUUCGGUCAUUUCGUCUGCCAUGGCUACAAUUUUAUUUUAAUGUAGAGCGUAAAUGUUACUAAAAUAUUCUCUCAGUAAAUCAUUGGCGUUAAGACCUCCAUAUAUUAACUGAGGUGACGUAUAAAAUCUGUAUUAAUGUACCUGUGUCUGUUUUAGAUGUUGCUGUAUUCCUGUUAAUAUAUAAAUAUAAUAUUCGUCAUACAGGUUUUAUGGUUGUGAAAACAACAAUAUUGUCUGUAAUCGCUAUUGUCUUCGGGUUUUUUUCCUGAACGUCUUAAAACUUGUAAGCACUACAGAGUCAUUCAAAUUUGGAGUCAUUCUUCAGGGGGUUAUCUAAGAGUAUUGAAGCAGUAAAGAAAAUCUAGUAAAAAUGUAAUCUCAUUGCAAACUGAAAUAUUUACAAAAAAAGCAAUCAUAAAUUAGACUAGGUACAAUGUUCCCGAAUCAGAUAUACGACGUUUUCCGCACUGGUACACACGCAAAUCAGCAAAGGUAAAUAACAGUAAAACUUUGGAAGACAUGAUGCCUACAGACACUAUGUACCCGCACAUAAAGUUAAAACCACCAGUAAACAUUCAAGCAAGCGCUCGGUGCAAAUUUCUUUGAAAUGUAUUGAAAACCGCCAGCCCCAUGGAUAGCGUGUGUUGUAUCUGACGAAAAUAUUUGUGAGCUUCUUUGUGCUACACAUCAAUAACAAUGUCUACAAAUACAACGUACAACAUAAAUAUUUAUUGAUGUCUACGCAUAACAAAGUCACUUCAUAACAAACUUCCUCUGAUUCAGUGUUGAUAUUUAAAUCUAAUAGUCAAGUUCUAUGUUAAAACAAAAAUUCGAGAAAAUUGUACUUGGUGAUAUAAGACUAGGGAUCUAGGCGUUAGAAUUACUUGAUUACAUUAUAAGUGACUUCACCAAUUCAGUAUCGGCCACUUAGACUUUCCCAAAAGGAUCAAUUUGCUUAUUAUACGCAAAAUAUUGAUCUGUGGUGUUGAAAAUUUGAACUUGAUUUGGAAAUUAUUAUAGAUUUUGUGCUUGGAAGAGCGACAUCGAACAAAGAAGAAUUCAUCUGAAAAUGAUGUUUUUCAAAAAUGAUCGGCCUGAAUGCAGACGGCAACCAGUUCUGAUUUCUUAUCAAAUAUUUGUAGAAUCAUGAUUUUUCAAAAAUAAAUGUUGCCUAAGUCGACGCAUGUUUUGCAUGGGUUUCUUUGUAUUGUUAGCAGUAAUUUGAGCAAACUAAUCACUUAACAAAUCAUUAUAGUUCAUAUUAGUUAAAAGUGCACCGGCGAGAGCUAAUAUCGAGGAGAAAUUCAUAAAAAGGUAUUUCAAACAUUUUUCCGGGAUUAUCCAAGCACUCCACUAAAAAGAAUGACGCCAAUUUUGUUUUAUUCUGGAUUUAAUUGUCAUCUAUUCUUUGGACACGUUACAACUGUAAACCCUGUAUUUAAUAUAGACAGUGCCCAUUAAGAAAUGUGCGACAUUCGUUUUUGUAUUUGUACACUGCGCUUCAAAUUACGCAUCAUUCUUUACUCAAAUCAACAAAUAUUUUUAACAAUUGCUAUUUAAUACUUUCCAAUGAAACAUUUUUUAUAUUAAAUUCUAUUUUUAAAUUUUCCUACAAUUUUAAUCAAAUUAUACAUUUCCCAAUUAUUCCUUUAAAAAUCGAAUUUGAACUAAAUAUCUAUAAUAGUUAAUUACGUUUACUGCUAUAACUGUUGGGGCCGUUUUCUGGAUAGUACUGUCGUUUCUAAAUUGAAUAAUUGUUUGAACCAGUAACAUUAAAUUUAUUAUAUUACACAAUAAAUAUCGGCCGUGUUGUUCAAAGCAGUGAUCAAUUAUUUAGUGCAAUAUGUACUUAUUCUUUUAAAUUAGUGGUAAUUGAUUUGAAUAAUUCUGUUUUUUUUUUAAAUCAAAUCUCACUUGAAUGGUGCAUUUCAUUUGUAAUGCAAUGUAUAUGGUGUGUCUCACGUUAUAGAAUGUAUAACUCAGAAAAUAUUCAUUUUGAAAUGUUGAAAUUUGGUCAUUAAGAUUUUCGACUACGUCGACUUAUCACUGAGAUCAACUCAUUUUAGCUCCCAUAUUAUGUUACGCGUAUGUAUUCUAAGUGCGAAUUUGAAACUGGACAGUCUUGCUAGUACUCAACCACGCAUAUUGUAAAGUUGUACAGACAUACCAUAUGUCUCAAAGUUUUGGCUUCAGUGUAAUUGUAAUAACAAUCAGUAAGUUUGUAAUUGUUCUGCUCUAUUACUAAACGUAUACUUACAUCUAAUACCAAUUGUAGUUCAAUUUUAGUUCGAAUGUAUGUUCUUUGUAUGUAACUUCAUUUAUACACAUUUUCUAUUAAUGUCGAUUAAGGAAACUGCGAGAAAAUCUUAUAUUUCUAAAACAAUCUUUUCAAAAACUGCCGGGUUAUGCAUGGUUGCAACUUUUGGUUCUAUUGUUAAUUAGCCUCGAGUUGGUUUCAUUUUAAGUUCGUUUACCCCUUCCGAUAAAAUAUGAAAGGACUUAUAAUGACUAUAGUCAGGAAGGAAUAAAAUGUCAAAACAGUUUUUCUAAGGCUUUAAUAGUCUGCUUAUUUAUUUGAUUUUGGUGAUUUUUGUCGUUCCAUGUUGAAUUGAAUAACGAAAGAAAUGCUCAUCUGCUGAAUCAUACUCAUCACCGGUGUAAUUUUAUUUUUCAGAUAAAUAAUUGCUUUUAUGCGAUUACG
This is a messenger RNA of Dendroctonus ponderosae (mountain pine beetle), 5967 nucleotides long. Its product is annotated as BTB/POZ domain-containing protein 7. The record is from RefSeq and is a predicted model, not a curated record. Gene Ontology annotation, biological process: morphogenesis of a branching epithelium. NCBI's taxonomy places the organism in Eukaryota, Metazoa, Arthropoda, Insecta, Coleoptera, Curculionidae. The coding region runs from base 403 to 2805 and encodes 800 amino acids. Gene Ontology annotation, molecular function: protein binding. The transcript is spliced from 7 exons.